UCCAGAGAACGAGGCGGCACGCCAGCCGGCCCCGCUACUACUGUACCACACUCCAUCUCUACUGGAGUACUGCCCGGAUGGGCUUUGUCGCUGGGCUUUGAACACGCUAGCUUAGUAGCUAGACCAACGUGCUCGGGCCCCUGGCGAGCUCUUCCUUCCGUCAACGCUGCCGUACGCUGACCCUAGCCUAGUGAGUAGUGUAGCGCAGCACGAUGGCGUUUUUCAGUAGGAAGCAGCGGACAGCGACGCCGUCGACUCCGACCGGUAGCGCAGCGACGGCGUCUCCGAAAGCAGCAGCAGCAGCUGUUCCGCCAUCGCCAGCAUCAUCAAUAGGUGGGCAUAUGUGGCGCAUGGACACUCUGGAACGCAUACGGAUUCGGAAAGCUGCGCCGGACGAAUCGCCAACUAGCUCUGCGCCAACGCAGACAGCUUCAGGGAACGGCGCAAGUGCAGAGGCGGCGCCAGCAACAAUAGCGAAAACAACGCCAACAGCAGCAGCAGCAACGAGGCGAGCUCCGGUCAGCAGCGGAGAUGAAGUGACAGUGACAGUAACGGCAGCGGGGCAGACGGCUGACACGGAGAUGCCACGCACCCCCACCGCAGCACCGCUAUCCUCGCCGCUGGCGAUCGACGGCAGCCCGAAGGUACGUCCGCGCCGCCUCGGAUUCGCCCAGGGCCCGCUCAGAGCCAACCACGACAUCGGCAGCUCGCCAUCAAAGCCACUGAACGCAUCUCAGGCAGCCACCAGUAGUAGUAGCGGCAGUGGCAGUGGUGGUGGUACUGGUAAUGCCGCGGUUAGUGUCAGCGUCACAGCGCCCGUUGCAAGCAGUGCAGCCGACUCGUCGCCGUCGCCCAUUGCACGCGACAUGGCAGGCGGCGCACGGCCGCCGGGGAGUCCGAUGUCGCGGCAGCCUGUUCCAGUGACAACGCCAAUCUCGAAUAGGGCAGCUGCAGGAGGCAUGGGCAAUGCUAGUAGUGAUGCGGCCAAGUUAGAAACACAACCACCGGUCCCAAGAAGACCAAAGCAUAUCACGCCGAGGCGUGAAAAGGCGACCACACCGUCCACGCCCGGGAGUAGGACCAACCACGACAACACUGCCACCACAGCCACUCUCGGCAUCGCCGGCAGCGCUACUAACGACAGCAGCAGCAGUAGCAACGGUGGCGGAGGCAGCAGCAAUGCCAGCAGUCGUCGCAGCAGCCAGCUGAGCGCCGGAAUACCGGAGGGCGCAGUCAGCGGCAGUUGCAGUGACGUCAGUGAGAGAUCGCGUCGAUCGGCCGGCUACGAGCUUGAUGACUACACCAGUAUAGCUGCGCAACACCGCUUCCUGUCCAUGAACGACUUGGAUAUGAUGAUGUCUCCGGCAAGUCAUAGUUCGGAUUACGGCUUCACACCGACUGGAAACCUUCAAACACCAACGCUGGCAACACCUGACCUUCCCUCGGUGUCUGAUCUGCCACAGACUGAGCCCAUGCCAUCAAGAAACAAGAAGCUCCGUGCAAUGCUGAAAACGUUUGGAAUGCGCAAGAGCGUGUCCAGUGAAGGCAUCGAGGCCGGCCCGUCGCAGAAGGAUACUCCAGUGAUGCAUGCUCAACGUUUUGCCUCAGGUAAACUGAUGCAAGAUUCUCUGUACCCUGACAACAGUGGCGGGGGCAGCAGCAGUGCCAAACCAACACCUUACAAGAAGCUCAACAAAACCUGGAAGAGACUGCUGCCGACGUCGAAGAAGAAACUGUUCGACAGUCCCGACACUCGUUCACCGGUUGUGGCUUCAGCGUUUUCUGGCCCGGUUUCUGGGUCAUCAGCCAACCAUCUUACACCUAACAAACUACCGGUUUCACGAGCCAUGUCACACAAUUCAAUGGUGUCCACCAGCGGAGGAAGGCCACAAGAGCGCGUAAAGACGUCGUCUCCCAAGGACAACGACGACGACGACGACCCCAACGGCAGUAAUGGCUCCACUCCCACGCCGACUAACUCGCCAGAAAUGCAGCGGCGGAUGGGACGACCGCCACCGCCAAACCGCAGUGGUGCAGUCAUGGCAAGUCCGAAAUUGACACCGUUUGCUCUGUCGCCGAUGAAGCCAAGACGAGCGCAGGUGAACUGCAUCGAGGACAUGUUCAGCGCCAUUGAAACCCAGGACUUCUACCAAGUGGAGGAGCUGCUGAAGGUACCAGGUCUGGAUAUCAACAGUACAAACACCGAUGAUCACACGCCGCUGGAUGUGGCGGUCAUGAUCGACGCCAUCUCCAUUGCCAAGUUACUGAUGCUGCACGGUGCGCGCGAGAACGAGAUGUACCUUCGUAACCGGUAUAUCCGCAGUGUUCGUCUGACCACCUUGCUCAACGAAGCCCUGGAGGAGGUAGAGAAACUCAGCUAUCAGCUACAUGGCUUCGGAGCAGCGCCGACCAUGAGCUCGACUGCCUUGUAUUCCUCACCGAAAAUAAAGGAGGUUGAAGAUCAGCUUCACGAACGCGAGCACAAGAGUCAAGUGCUGAAGCUGAUGCUGUCCACAUACGACAAUGCCAAGCUGCCCGGUCCGCCGUCCAAGGUCACCGUGUCCGUGUUCUCACCCAGCGCAUUGCGUGUCAGCUUCGAUGAGCCGCUGCAGAGCAAUGGAGCAGUGGUGACACGCUACAAAGUGCAGUGGAGCGUGAAUGCCAACAUGGCCGGAUGUAGUGAGAAGGUGGUGACUGACCUGAGAGAGAUGCGAUACAUCAUUGAUGACUUGACUGAGGGUACGCCGUACUACGUGUGCGUGCAAGCGUUCAACAUGCAGGGCUAUGGCCCGGCGCAGGCAUCUUCUCCAGCACAGGCAGUACCGUCAGGCUGGAAGUCGGCCAUGGACGGAGCGGCAGUCGUGGACCGUCUUGGCGCCACCGUGCAGUACAAGCACACGCUGGCCAUGCUACAGGAGGCUUUGCUCAAGUCCAGCACUGCAGACUCAGCGGAACAGAAGGGUAUUCGCAAGAACUGGUUCAAGCUGUUCGGCGCACGGUUUACGCACACCCUACAGCCCAGGUGUCUGUAUCUGGCCAUGGUGUUUGUAACGGACAACGGGCGUAUCCUGUUGACGAUGGAUGGACAUUUGCCCAUAUUGCUGGUUGACGACGGCACGUGUUUCCGACCAUCACAGAGCACUGCCGACAUCCUCUGGUUCUUGAAAGUUGCCUCGUCCUGGCAAGGCAUUCACCAGCUGAAGGAGGCACUGUCGGCGGUUUCCACGGCAACCAACUCCGUGUCGCUGCGCUCGAAGCUGCUGGCCAGUGUGAUCCAGGCGCAGCUGUCUCUGAGUCACAUGACCCUGGGUCAGCUGCACCACCAGGUGUUCACAGACACCAGCGGUGUGGCUGUCAUGGCAACCGUUUUGCACGUGGAUAAAUCACACACAUCCACCGCCAGCCUGCGAUGGGUGUCCUUUCAGCGGUUCUUCCAGAAGCGGGCGGCACCGCCAGCAGAGACGGCAGUCGGCAACGGCAACUCUAGCUCUGCUAGUCUCAGUGAUAUGACUCUGCUGCCAAUAGGGACGAACCUGGUACCGGCUAGGGCGCCAGCAUCCCCUACGCCUCGGACUGGUGGUCCACUGAGGCACGUCAAUGUGUUCAAUUUCAGCCAGCCAACACCGUUGUAUUCACAGCUCAUCAGACAUCUACCCAACAUGGUGGAAUUCAGUGCUCACAGCUCGUCCCUGCCACCUCGUGGUCUCUACGUCGCUCUACUAGCUCUGCGCACUACCAUAGCAACCAUGAGCGUGUGCGUCUCACAUUCCUAUCCGGCAAUGCUGCCUCACGUCAAGAUCUCCGACAAUCCCAAUGUCUCGAAAGAUGAAUGGCGGUGGAUACAAAUGCUACUGCAAGGCAAGCAAGGGGAAGUACUGCAGGAUCGGUCGCAAGACGUUGCCGUGGCAUCGGGACGGUCCUUUCAGCAGAGACUGGCCCGCGCCGCCUCCCGCUUGUACACACAGUAUACGGGCUCGUCGGAGGACACCGAGUUCUUGAGCACACACUAUCUGUACACGGCGGAGGUAGUCCACGUCUCGCCGGACAUCAGCUACGUGCUCAUCAUCCCGUCGCUGCAGGACAUGGUACUCGCACCCGGACAGGACCACUGCUUUGAUCACAGCGGCGACGUCAUGUAUCUACCACUGCAUUACUAUGAACUAAUGUGUCAUGGCACGUUUCUGCCGGACGUCAUGCCGCACAUUUCACGGCUGGCGGCGAUGAGCGAGGUCCGAGUGGUGGCAGCGCAGCAGAAGCAGAGAGAGGCAUUCUCAAUGGAUGAGGUGCGCGCCGCUCAGUCGGAGUCCGAUCACCUCAACACCAUGUCCAAAAAACUUGACACGAUAUGGAAGGAGUUGCUCUGGAUUAACAACGUCCUGGAAGCAGGACGCUCAUCGUCGCAGAAUGUGCGAAUUGCGUUGCGUAGCUUGUACUCUAACCCAGUUGCUGGUCUGUGCAAUAUCAGCAAGUCCCUGCCUCUUGGUCACGGACAAACCCAGCAAGAUGGUGAGAGUCACACAAAGCUAGCCAACGCAAUGUCCUGGCACGCGUCCACCAACACCAAGUCCGCCACUAUAGGUGGCACCGGCCAACGCGAUGGCAGUAACAACGGGCAAACCAAUGCGGAUACGGCAAGCGGUGGAAUUAGAGCCUUGCGCUCGACGGGGGCCAAGCGACCCCUGCAACCGACACUGAGCUACGACAGUGGCGUCCCUAGCAGGGAUGAACGAGAAAGCGGAAACUCGUCCAAGGACCUCGCCAGCUGGAUAGACGUGCUAAUGGACGGCGAUGAUAGCCACCGCAACCACCACCGGGCUGGAGGUGAGCGCGGUGGUGGUAGUGCGGCCAUGAAUCCCUGGAGGCUGCGUCACGAAGACGACGAGUUGGCGGACGACCGAUACGACUCCGCGAGGACGCCGUGCAACGCCACGCCGUUCCUCGCGGACAUGUCCUCCUCUCCGUCGCGCUCGCGCUCCAGUAGUCGUGGUAGCAGCGCGACGGGAGGCGAUGCGGCACAGCUGUCUUCGGCCGACACGAGUCCCAAUGCUCCUGCUGCGGAGAAGCUCUUCCCCCGCCGACCGCCGGCCGCAGUAACAUCAGUAGCAGUGCAGGCGAUUGCCAAGGCUAGCCUGACACAUUCUCGUUCCGUACCCGUCACUCCGUCCGCCGGUACUGCAUCGUCGUCUCCGACUUCCUCCUCGCAGCAGCACAAGUCUGGGACACACCCGCCAUCGUACACUCCCUCGCCGCCGUAUCGACCGGAAAGCGCUGCACGGUCAUCAAGCGCGGACGAAACCUCUCGCUCGACGCCGCACAGGAGCGAGCACCACUCGCAUUCGCCAAUCGGUCGUCGGCUGUCUGAUCGGCGCAAGGGGCCGCGCCUCAAGCUGCCCAGUCUGCCGCGCUCGCCCGUCCUGAACAAACGCAGCCUCAACAAAACACCCUCGUCGCCGCUCCUCUCGUUCGUCUCGAGAGAAGCAAAGCAUCCGGCAUCGUCCGGCAGCACGCCACCUAAACCGUCCAGCCACGCCGACCUCAAGCAGCGCAGCGCUUACUCCCCGCGCACUCUAGACUUCUCCCCCUCCUCCGGUGCCGGUGGCAACCGCAACACCACCACCACCACCACCAGCACCACCACCACCAGCAGCAGCAGCAGCAGCAGCAGCAGCAGCACAGCAAGUACCCGUAGAGAAGAGUUAGCAAGCUGUGCACGUGGUGAUGAAAUACAGCUGUCCGUCUACCCGUACGAGGGAGCGACGGAGAGUGGAGGCAGCAGCAGUGCGGGCAUCAAGGUACAAGCCAGCCACAAUACAAUGGCCUGUGAAAUCGUCUUCCGCAUCGUUCAGAAACAGCUGGCCAAGGAGCGCAGUGGUGUCGGUGGUGGCGUUGGCAGCUCCUCGCGUUCCUCUUCCGCCGCAAGUCGGCUGAACGGCGGUGGCGGCGAUGGCUCGUGUUGGCUUUUGCCGUCACGCUAUGCACUGGCAGCGGCGGCACACGGCCAAGGACCCAGCGUACAGGAAGUGACAAACGACUUCUGCCUGCUUGCUGCUGCCGCCGUCAAUGACGAUGACGGCAGCUUGCCUCCCGAACUCCUGCCCGACAGCUACUGCCCGCUUUCCGUGGAGGCUACAACGGCAGCGUCCGGUACGCCUGCUGCUGGCCAUCGCAGUAGAAGACUUUAUAUCCGUGAGCGCACGCCAUUAGAGAAGUCUAUCCGCCAGCAGAAAUCCACGUCAGUGUAACCUGGGAAAAUACACGGAAAUUCCGAAGUGUGUGCGUGCGUGUGCAUCGGUCGUGAAACUAGCUGACUUUAGUCCCUCAUGAAACGCUUUCCCACUUUGGAAUAUGAGUGGACGAAUACUGGGGCUACAUUUCUCCCAUCGUAUUCAUGGUAACCACAACGAGGCUGUGCAAUGUGCUGGCGCAUUUUAGACGGUCUACACGUUUAGAAACUUGAAUUGAAAAUCCGACCAUUGUAAAACGAAAACUAGGAUAUUGCCUACGAUUUCCCACAACAAAACCAUGUUCAAUUUGAUAUCUUUUUUCACCACCAGAGCUCUGAGCACCUUCUUGGCCGCUCAGCUGCCCCGGAUUGUGCAGUGUAGCUGCAUCUGAUCCUAGAAAGAGAAGACCACUGGUCUAUUUCUGAUAGUAAUCUUCUGGCUCUGCUUUCGUCAGAGGGUGACAAUUAUUUCUCACUUUGUUAUCUGCCUUUUGGAGUACCCUGAUCUUAUGAGAGUCCGUGUGCGGGUUUUUGCAUUUAACAUACCGGGCUGCUAUUUGAAUCAUUUUUACUAUUUUUCUAUGCGCUGUGAGUUGCAGCAAUGAAAACAGCUCGUCCUGAUCUGUAUACUUCAUGGAUCACCGCUCUGUUGCGGAUUGCGCCCUCUUGCUUGCAUAGCUACAAGUGCUGUUUCGGUGUCGAGAAUUGUCUGCUUCUUUCCAUGCAGCACUUUCUGCUCCUCGCGUGUGGUAAUCCAAGCCACCAAGAGUACAUAACUGUUGCUGUUUUGUUUUGUUUUGUUUUGUUCGCGGCUUUAGUUUACUUCAGCAUAGCGCAUAGGCACAGGCAAUGACUAUGUAUCUGCCUUCUCACUGGGCGUAUUGCCACAGUUCUCGCAUAAUGAUGAAGAUACUGUAAUGUGAGAUACUGAAGAUACAAGUAUUGAGUUACCAUGGUUACACAAGAGAGAGUUUGGAAGCUUUGUUA
Sycon ciliatum is the source of this 7210-nucleotide messenger RNA. RefSeq lists its product as uncharacterized. Gene Ontology annotation, biological process: regulation of establishment of bipolar cell polarity; establishment of mitotic spindle orientation. The transcript has 33 exons. Lineage: Eukaryota; Metazoa; Porifera; Calcarea; Leucosolenida; Sycettidae. Gene Ontology annotation, cellular component: spindle. Bases 213 to 6242 code for a protein of 2009 amino acids. Gene Ontology annotation, molecular function: protein binding. The record is from RefSeq and is a predicted model, not a curated record.